Messenger RNA from Heteronotia binoei (common prickly gecko), 4646 nucleotides. It is a transcript of the gene SLC66A2, whose product is annotated as solute carrier family 66 member 2. Gene Ontology annotation, biological process: phospholipid translocation; retrograde transport, endosome to Golgi. Lineage: Eukaryota; Metazoa; Chordata; Lepidosauria; Squamata; Gekkonidae. Bases 417 to 1259 code for a protein of 280 amino acids. The record is from RefSeq and is a predicted model, not a curated record. Gene Ontology annotation, cellular component: endosome; trans-Golgi network. The transcript has 6 exons.
GACGGAGGCGCUUCUGGCUAGCGUGAUGUCACAGAGGCAGUGCUGCUCCUCUCGCUCCUGGAUGCUGCUGCUGCUGCUGCUUCUUAUUGUCACCAAUCGCUCGGGAAGAGAGAGAGAGGCGACAGGGCGGCUUGUCGUGGUGGGAGCAGCAGCCCGAGAAGGCAGCGCGGCUGCAGCAAGGAGCGUCUGGGGCGGCGACGUCGUCGGCCGUGGCCGCUGCAGCCGGCGGGAAGGAGAGAUGCGGCGGUCUCGGUUGAAGGAGGGCCCCUCCGGUUGGUAACUCUUGCUGAGAAGCGGCAGCAGGAGCCAAGGGUUAUGUGAAGAAUACACACAUGCCGUGAGAAGAUUGAUACAAAUAAAAUUCACCCAGCCUGAGGAAGAAGUAAAAAGGAGAUCCAUUUCUAGCAGCCUCCCCAAUGUUGAGGGACUUUCUCCUGCCCAUCAUGGAGGCAGAUGGCUGGGAGUGGCUGGUGGCUCCAGUUCAGCAGCUGAUAUCCUGGGGUGCAUCAGCAGCCAUGAUAUUUGGAGGUGUGGUGCCCUACAUCCCUCAGUAUCGGGAUAUUAAAAGGACACAGAAUGCAGAGGGCUUCUCAACCUACGUGUGCUUAGUGUUACUAGUUGCAAACAUUUUAAGGAUCCUUUUUUGGUUUGGGAGGCAUUUUGAAUCUCCUCUGCUGUUGCAGAGCAUUAUAAUGAUAAUUACAAUGCUGCUGAUGCUGAAACUAUGCACUGAAGUACGUGUGACAAAUGAGCUGAAUAUAAAACGGCGGUCCUUCUCAGCUGCAGAUAGUAAGGAUGAAGAAAUCAAAACACCUCCAAAGAGAUCCUUUCUGGAUUUUGACUUGAUCUAUUUCUGGCACUGGAGCAAGUUUACAGAUUAUGUGCAGUGUGUUCUGGCUUUCACUGGAGUAACAGGAUAUGUCACUUACCUUUCUCUCGACUCGAUUAUCUUUGUGGAAACAUUGGGCUUCCUUGCUGUAUUCACCGAAGCCAUGAUGGGCUUCCCACAGCUCUACCGUAACUAUCAGAACAGGUCGACUGAAGGAAUGAGUGUAAAGAUGGUACUGAUGUGGACCAGUGGCGACACUUUCAAGACUGUAUACUUCCUUCUCAAUCAAGCUCCUUUCCAGUUCUCCAUUUGUGGUCUUCUCCAGGUCUUUGUGGAUAUCGCCAUCCUAAUGCAGGUUUAUUUGUUCAGCUGCUACCCCCAGAAGCCAACUUCACACCAAAUACAUCCAGCCAGUACAAAAGCACUUUAAAGCUCAAGGUGGAGACAUCAAUAAGUCACCUGUGUUUGGAACCAGUCUUGCAGUUUCAGCUCUGAAAUACUGCAUUCCUGAUGGGCUGGAAGAAGAAGAAGAAUAUUAUUGCACGGAAAGAGUAUCAUAUCUGGCAUUACUUCUAAUGAUUGGUGUUCCUUGGGUUGUGUGCUCAUUGGAAUGGAUUUUUCUCUUUGGGGCUCCAGUGAGGGGUGUCCUUUUUUGUAUCUGUGUACAUAUGUCUUAAUCACCUAUAUCUAUAUGUGUGUGCAUGUAUGUAUGCACACAAGCAUACUUGCAAAGGCUGGAUAUUAGUGUUUUCAGUGCUAUUUAACAAGAAAAGUUCAGCUAUAAGAAUCAGAGAAUAUUUUGUUUGAACCUUUUAUCUAUUUAUAUAAAAUAUCUAUAGGGAUAGAACUUUUGGAAUAUCUGUUAAAUAUUUUGGAUACAAUUGAUGAAGGCAAUGUAUUAAUCAAAAGCAUAAAUACAAAACUUUUUUUAAAUGGUGGGUGCAACUGAUCAAAGAUGGAUGAGGUGGGGAGAGAUUGGGGUGGUGGGGUGGUGAAUGACAUAAAUAAUCCUAUUUUAUCAGUUAUAAACAUAUUGAUAAGCACAUACACAUGUACACUGCUGGACCAGUGUGACCAGGAGAUAGUUCACAGUAGCUGGAUUUGGAAAAUAUAAAUUAGAUGUUCACUUGGUGAUGGAAGAAAGGAGGGAAGGAAGAAGUCUAACACCACUUGGUAGAGGUCUUGUUUCUGAAAUAGCUGCUGUUGUUAGAGGGUUGAGGGAGAAAUUUCUAGCAAAUGAUGGCAUUGUUAAAAGUAGUGUUGAUGUCAGGAACUGUAUGAAAGUGGUAAAGAGGGAAAGAAACACAAUUUGUAGCUUAGGCCUUAUGUACACUCCAUGUACCAGUAUAUUUAUAUCAGAUUAAAAAACAACGAAAUUGCAUAGAUAUGGUUCCUCAGUAUAGGCACAAUGAAAUAACAGAGAGGCACUGGCAGCACUGAGAGUAUGUCAAUAUAUGUGCAUCUCAAACUAUGGGAAACUACCUGGUUUUCCUCCGUUUUGAAAAAGAGAGAGUAGAACAGCUAGAAGGUGUCCAUUCUGAGGAAUCUGUGUAUAGAGCAGGCCUCUUCUUUUAACUGAACCUUGACAUUCUUUGUAUUAUUUAAUGCCAAAUCAGGUCAUUUUGUAUUCUGUGGACAAAACUGUUGCAGUAGGCAAUUACUGGAGUGGAAAAUUAUGUACCUAUAUUUCAAUAGUCUUUCAUGUUACCAAUUUUUUUUUGGGGGGGGGGGAGAUCCAUGAGCACUCCUUGAAAAGGUGAGACUGAAGAAGCAGCUGGGGACUGCAUACGAUUUGCAUGUGGUGCAUAUGUGGGAAAGGGUGUGUGUGUGCGUGUGUGUGUAAAGCAUGCCUGCCAAUUUCAGACUUUUGCAUGUCGUUUUCUGCGACUUUGGACUUGAAAACUCAAGAACUGCAGUUUUGUUUAAUUUUGAGGCUCUCUGGCUAGCUGCCAAGAGGAGCUUGCUUUGACAUGAGAUGGGAGAUGACUGUGUAGUUGUGUUCCUCUUCAGGAAGUGUUCCAUCCUCUUAAAAUGCAUCUGCGGUAGCCCAGAAAAGUACAUUCUUCACUGUCAUAGAAAUUCUGCUACAGGAUGGCAAUUUAGGUCAGCAGUAGAUUUGUUAAACAGUUGCUUUUAUUAUUUGUCACUUUGUGCACCUGCACCUCUGAUCUACAAAAAAGAACUAUCCUCAGAUGGACCUCCUCUCCUGGCUGACGCAUUUGGCUGUACCAAAUUCCUCUCUCUGCCAAAGAGACAGCAACACUUCAUUGUUGCAGUGCAAUGAAAAUCUAUCAGGAGUUUUUUUUGUUUUGAAGGAAUUGUUUGCCUUCUAUGCUUAGUACAUUUGCUUUUCAAAUGUUCCAUUUGUCAUGUACAGAAAAACCUCAAACCAGCUGGGAUUUGUGAAAUCCUUCAUGCCCGAGGGGCAAAUAUUGCCAGUAUGGCGGCUGGAUAAAAAGGUGAUCCACCUGUCUUACCGCAAAGAGUGGACUUUUCCCACCCUGCAGCAGCAAGUAAUGGUUCUUCUCCUGCCUGUAACUGGCAAAUAAACCAAAUCUCAGGAAAGCUGCUUUAUUGAGAGCUUGGUAUGAAGCAUUAUGGUUGACCUUUGACUUUGUACUAUUGGUUGGCGCCUUUGCUUAUUUCCUUAUGCCUGAAGUGACCUUACCAAGCUGAUGUUGUCUGGCAUGGCAGAAUAUGAAUGUUCCAUUGCUUUCCUUUUCACAAAUGUUCUGGCUGUAGGAACAUCUGGGCAUUUGUCUUCUAAAUUAUAAGCUUCCACCAUGGUUCUGUUUCCCUGGUAUGCUGCUGUAAUGAGGACUGUAUUUCUGCAAGAUUUCUUAUAAUAGCUUGGAAUGCUGGGCUUUAUUUUUUUAUGAGAUGACCUCCCCUCCACCAUUGUUCUUUGAAAACAGGGUGAAGAAUUAAGUUAGUAAAUGUAUGUGUUUGCUUAGCCUGUGAAAGUGCACAUCUUUGAUGCUUCUUUGUGUAAAAAAGUAUUAUUAAAGGUAAAAUAAAUAGUAUUCCGUCUUCCCCUUUCCCUUCCUUCUUCUAGGAUGUUGUGUACAGGUUCUUACAUGCUGUUGAUUAUCCAGAAUGCAAGCAGUAUGGAUAUAUUUCCUUCACAGAAAAGCUGCCAAUGCCGGAUGAAAAGACAGUAGAUUUGUGACUAAAGGUACUUUUAACUUGUGGCAUUUAAAAAGUUGGAGCAUAUGACAGUGAACUUCAUUCUAGACCACAAAUUAUUAAGAGGAAGAGCCAAAUACCUCUUUUAAGAUAUAUGCCAUAGAUCACAUCUUGACCAACAUCACUGAACUCCAGUAAGAUCACAGCUAUCUAAGGUGCCUUUAGAAUAUUCUCACAAUCAGGUGGGCAGUUUUAUAUCCAUCUCCUGUACAGCAGGGAGAAUGUGGGGGUAACCCAACUUUGUGACUAGGUCUGACUGCAAAGUCUUUCUUACAGAGUUAGCAUCCCCAUUAGAUGUUGAUUCAGUGGGAAAGACCCAUACAGUUAGCUCUUGUUUGUCAUUUAAAUAUUCUCCCACCCAGGUGGCGUUGCUCUUGGAUAAGUAGUCCCUGUGUUGCUGGAAGAAUAUCUAAAGGGCACCUCAGCAACUAGAGAACAGAUCCCUUUUAAAGUUAAAGUUUUUUAUGUGUAAAAGAAAUCUGUAUAACAAUGAUCAUCGCAGUUUAGAUAUCAAGAAACUUAAAUGCAUCUCUGUUGAAUGUAUGUAUAUUUUGAUGAUGGUCACAUGCUGUUUAUCAGUUGCAGUGAUUUUUUUUUUAAAAAAUAAAUGGAUCAUUAUGCACAUCUUUCA